This is a messenger RNA of Hylaeus volcanicus, 4195 nucleotides long. RefSeq names its product elongation factor 2-like. Lineage: Eukaryota; Metazoa; Arthropoda; Insecta; Hymenoptera; Colletidae. The transcript has 22 exons. Gene Ontology annotation, biological process: cytosolic ribosome assembly. Gene Ontology annotation, molecular function: GTPase activity; GTP binding; ribosome binding. Gene Ontology annotation, cellular component: cytosol; ribonucleoprotein complex. The coding region runs from base 685 to 4137 and encodes 1150 amino acids. The record is from RefSeq and is a predicted model, not a curated record.
UAAUGUCUACUAGUAAUAUCACAAAAGUUAUUGUCUAUUGUGAUCUGUUUUUUUUACAAAAAAAUGCGACAAAUGUUUCAAAAAUAACGAUUCAAACUAAGAUGUCACUUAUAAAUGGUAAAAAAGAUUGAUGUUAAAACUGUCGUCCCAUAUAAUAAAUGUAUUCAUGAAAAACUUAACAUAAUGAUACAAAAGACUUGGAAGCGAGAUCGUACUAAUAUUAAAAAGAAAAUGCAUUUCAACACAUAAUUAAUUUUUUUUGAUACUACCUUUCUAUAAAAAGAAAAACAUACGCGUUUUUGUUAAAACAUAAUAAUUUUAAAAAACAAUAGAUUGAAAUGUUUUGUAGGGUCACUACAGCAUGAAAUUUUUUGAGAGAAUGUUAACAAAUCAGUAACGUCAUUUUACUGACGGUAGGAAAUAAUGCUUAAGGUGAUCAAAUCUACAUUCGACAUGUGUUUAUGCCUACCUAAUUGAAUAGAACCCGAUUACAACCUUAUACAAACAUCCUACUUUGUCAAGAAAACUAUGUAUUAGUUUCAUCACCCACUGUUAUCUUUAAGCUUGUCAUUAAGGACAGAAGUACACAGCUGCUAGCUAAAGCUGGAACCAGUAAAAUAGCUACUAUUUCAUUCAAAAUAUUUCUUUUAAAAUUCUAUUAGUUUAGAAAUCUUAAGCCCAAAAAUGUCUAAUUCUGGUGUUGAUAAUACUUUAGGAGAUUUUUUAGCGAGUCAUUCUCAGUGCUACAUUAAGAAUGUUUGCGUUAUAGCUCAUGUGGAUCAUGGAAAAACAUCCAUUUGUGAUUUUCUAAUAUCGACAAAUGGUUUUAUAACCCCUGAAUCAGCAGGCAAAGUACAGUUUUUGGAUUCUCGCGAAGACGAACAUCGUCGUAGUAUAACCAUGAAAUCAAGCUGCGUUGGUCUUCAUCAUAAAGUGUCUGACUCCUUGGAAUCAUACUUGAUUAACCUAGUUGAUUGUCCUGGACACGUAGACUUUUCAUGCGAUGUAGCAUCAAUGGUUAAUAUAUGUGACGGUGUACUUUUAAUAAUCGAUGUCGUCGAAGGAAUUCGUUCUCAAACAAAGCAUGUUGCUGAGAAAGCAUACAAGGAACGUUUACAGUUUAUUUUAAUUUUUAACAAAAUGGACAAGUUAUUUACUGAAUUAAAGUUGUCUUCUAUUGAAGUUGUCGUGUACAUAUCAAAUUUAAUUCAACAGGUUAACACGUUAUUCGAGCGUUUUGUUCCCGAGAAAUCUUUUAGAGAAACGCCGGAUACAACACUGAGAAGUCACCCUAUAGCAGCUCAAUCAAGUGACCCAUAUGUUCAAUUUUCGCCUGAAAAAGGAAAUGUUGUAUUUUGUUCUGCUCACGACGGAUGGGCUUUUACGCUUCCGUACAUUGCUAGCAACUUAGUAAAAAAACUCAACUUAGGAAAUAAGGUAUCUACUAAAAUAACAAAAGCUUUAUGGGGGUCCCAUUAUUUAAAUUCUAAAACCUUUACCGUUAGUACAAAACCUUUUUAUACAAACCAACCAACAAUGGCUGAAAAGCUUGUUUUUGAACCAAUUCAAAAGAUGUACCAAUUACUCCAACAAUGCCCGAAUCUCAGUGGUAUGAAGAAAACAUUGGAAAUGUUAUCUAUUGACUAUAAUACCUCUUCAAACGAAACUUUGACUGCACGAAGUGUAUUUUCUAAGUGGUUUCCUUUAGAGAAACAUUUAAUGAAUACUAUAAUAAAUAUUUUACCUAAUCCCCCAAAUGCAAUGCGUAACCGCAUUCAGCGAAUGUUUGCUUCUUCUACCUGUAUCAAUAGUUCUCAUGAGCAUUAUAGAAAAAAUGUAUUGGAUAAGGUGUUACCAUUGGUAAAAAAUUGUAGUAGUGAUCCGAGUACCGUUGUUAUCGUUUAUAUAACCAAGUUCCUUGGUGCAAAUCUUCGGCUAAAUACACUUACUGAGGAUCAUUCAUGUAAUACUUCGGAUCAACAGUACGUAGGAUUAUCACGUAUUUUCUCUGGUAUUUUAAGAAGUGGUAUGAUGCUUUAUCUCUGUAAAAAUUAUUCAGUGCAGGUAGGUUCAAAACCUACAGAUUUUUCAAUAGUGUAUCUUUGUGUUGCCUUUCAAAGUAUUUUGAAUCAUCUGCACACGGUCCGUCCUGCAAAGCCUCUCAUUGUGUGUAUGAAGUUUCAAAAAUUUAUCUACUUCAAGGACGCGAUUUAUUACCUGUACAAUCAGUUAGGUUUUUUGCAUUCUUAUGCUGAAUAUUAUUUUUAUAGCGGAAUUCCGUAUAAUGUUUGUUUUGGAUUAUUUUUGUCCCUACAGGUUUGCGCGGGGCAUAUUGUGGCAGUAUAUCUCACACUUCAAACUCAUUCAAAACACCAUAAUAGAAGCUCUACACAAGAAAAUACCACACUAUCGAAUGUUAACGCACAGAUAACUUCAUGGAAAGAAAAUUGCUUCAGGUCCAUUUCUCAAUUCAUGACACUAUCAACUGAUGUGAGUUGCCCCCCUAUUCUGGUUCCAGACGUCACGAGAAAUCAAGCCAUUGUCCGUGUACAACUAGAACCAAAACACAUCGACAAUUAUUCAUUGUUACUACACGGUUUGAAAAAUAUGUAUCAAGCGGAUCCGAGCCUUGAGGUGGAUGUUAGUACUCAUGGAGAGCUUAUUUUAAGUUGCUUUGGUGAAGUUCAUUUAGAGAAGUGCAUCAAUGAUUUGGAAAACGUUUAUGCGAAAAUUCCGGUACAAGUUUCUGAUCCAAUUAUCUUUUUACGUGAAACUCUCUACGGAGGCGAUAAUUUAAAAAAUUCAAACUCUACAUUAUCGAGUCGUUUACAUCCAUCGUCUCUAGUGACCCCGUUUCCCCCCUGGAAUUGUGAUAAAAAUAAUCACAUUAAGCUCGACUGUUCUACUUUGACAGCACAAACAAUGUCAUUCAAUUCUUAUUUUGCUGAGGGGAUACUUCAAGAAACUAAUUUACUUUUUAGAGUAUUCGCAGAACCACUUCCUGGUCAAGUUUUACUUUGGUUAGAAGCUAACGCAACUGAGUUGCAGCAUUACGUCAAUUCUAUACCGUUUUCAUCGUGGACGUGGUCUAUGGAAAAAACUAUACGAUCACUAUGGACACCUUGCAAAAGUACCAUUAAAAAUAUUCAAAAAACAAUUCAAGCUCCUGAUAUAUCGUUAUACUAUGAUAACGAUGAAAAACACAAUAAUUUAAUUUCAAAAGAACCGCCUAGUAACAUCCUUUUAGGAGUGGAUGUAAAUGAAGGAGGACGUAAUCUACUUUAUUUACGUAAAGGAAGUUUUACCCAUUCAAAUGAUGAGAAUCUACAUACAGAAAGUAAUGUUUUGAAAGCUUUACAGCCCUUGCUUGGGUCUAUUCGCACAGGAUUUCAACUUGCCUGUCGAGCCGGUCCUCUUUCGGAAGAAACGAUUUUAGGCGUUGCUUUUUCUGUGAGUAUUGAUUGUGAAGCUAGAAAAGAAGUGACUGGGCUUCAGUCAACUCCUUAUAGUUUUCAAAAAAGCGAACCGGUAUUAUGCCAUGAAACGAAUUUGUUCACUGACAUGUUGAAGACUAAUAGUACUAAUAUUGGGAACGAAUCAUCUCCUGCUUUGAAUCAAUACAGCUUACACAGCUAUGGAGCAACUAUUAGUUUUUUUCGUGAUCUUUGCCGACAAAGUUUUUUACAACGAGGUCGUUUACGUAUUUUUGAGGCUAUGCUACAUCUAGUAGAGCUUGUAUGCGAUCAAGGAGUUUUAGGGAAAGCAUAUUCUGUAUUAUCUAAAAGACGGUCACAAAUUAUUUCUGAAACUAUUAAUGACCAGAAUUUGACCUUCAAUGUAAACGUUUUCAUCCCGAUGUCGGAAUCUUUUGGUUUAGCUAAGGAAUUGAGAUCAAAAGCUAGUGGACACAUUACAUUACAACUUCAAUUUUCCCAUUGGAAAAUGAAUACCGAAGAACCAUUUCCAGAAACCUGCCUAACAUAUGAGGAUGUCGAACGAAACGGACAACAAACAAGUAAAGAGUCUUGCACCGCUCGUAAAUUAAUUUAUGAUAUACGAAAAAGAAAAGGGCUUAUUCUUGACAAGAAGGUGGUGCAAACCUCAACAAAGCAGCGGACAUUAACCAAAAAUAAAUAGGCCAAAACGAACUUUUUUGAUAACAAUUGUUUUCGUUCAGUAUAUAUUACACCUAUUU